This is a messenger RNA of Paracoccidioides lutzii Pb01, 1524 nucleotides long. Its product is annotated as Hsp90 co-chaperone Cdc37. Bases 1 to 1524 code for a protein of 507 amino acids. Gene Ontology annotation, cellular component: cytoplasm. Gene Ontology annotation, molecular function: heat shock protein binding; protein-folding chaperone binding; protein kinase binding. The record is from RefSeq and is a predicted model, not a curated record. Gene Ontology annotation, biological process: protein folding; protein stabilization. The transcript has 2 exons.
AUGGUUCUCGACUACAGCAAAUGGGACGCCCUCGAGCUCUCUGACGACUCCGAUAUAGAAGUACAUCCCAACGUCGACAAACGAUCUUUCAUCCGUGCAAAGCAGAACCAGAUCCACCAGCAGCGCAUUCAGCGUCACCAAGAAAUCGAAACUCUCAAAUACUCCCGCAUCAUAAAUGAUGGACUGCUGAAACGCAUUGAUGGCCUCAUAGCCUCACUUAAGAGCCAUGAAGGCAGCUCCAGGGCACCAGAUGAACUGGUCUUCCAGGCCCUGAUCGAGUCUGCCGGAGACCCUGGCGAAGAUACUCCACCACCGGCUCCAGAAGAUGUAUUUCAGCAGGAAAAGGAGCAGCCGAAAUAUUCACAGAUGAUGGGGUCAUUGGUAGACCAGGUGAAGAAAGAACUGAAUGAAUCGAAGCCGGAAGAUCGAUUCGAGGCAUACAUCAAGGGAGUGGAAGGACAUAAGAAUAGAGUAUUGGACCUGCAGCAGCAGUUAUUGGAGAAGCUGGAUGCCCUAGAGAAAGAAGAGGCCAGCAAAAUUACUAGUGACAGCAUACACACCGGCUUCGAUAGCUCAUUUGUCAACAAAUCCAAGCCUAAGCCUGCGCCAUCAGAGAAGAAGAAAAAGAAGGAAACCGCCCCUUCCGUGGAAUUGCUGAACCCCGGUGCCGCUGCUAACGGGGAUGUGGGGGCCGUGUCCUCCGGAGCGGAAGCGGACGUCGAAGAUGAGGAGGAUGAGGACGACAUCAAAGCCACCCCGCUGGCUAAGCAAUUCGCCAUGAUCAAACUUGGAGACUACAGAUCCUGCCUUCAGUUCAUAGGAGAUCACCCCGAAAUUGUCACGGAACACAAGACAGAUGAAUUACUCAUGGAAGCAUUCGAUGCCCAGCUAUCAGGGAAGGAAGAAUAUGCCCGCCAAUGCGUACAUCAAGGCUUGCUGCUGCAAUAUUGCCGCUCCCUUGGCAGCGAUGGGGUGGGUCUCUUCUUUAAGCGCAUAACAACCAAAGAUCACCAAGCCUCAACACUAUUCCACAACGACGUUAACGAAACCUACGGCAAGAUAAAAGUCCGCGCCGCAGAACUAGCUAAGAAUUCCUCCGACGGACCCGCCGAAGUCGAGCAAAUCCAACUCCACGCCGUCGACCCGAAUACGAAACUCAAUAUCAAAAUCCCCACGCCGGGAAGCGCGGAUCCCGAGUCCGUUAAGGCGCUGGAGAUCUUCAAUGCGUUCCCGCUGGAGUUGCAGAAGGCGCUCAAGUCUGAGAGUCUCGAUGAGGUUAACAAGGUGCUUGGGAAGAUGAGUGUAGAGGAGGCGGAAGAUGUUGUGGAAAAGCUAGGGUCUAGUGAGAUUUUAACGGUGGAGGAGGGGAUUGUGGAUGCAACGACGGAGGAGGGGAAGAAGUGGUUGAGUGAGAUUGAGGGGGGGAAGGGGGUGGGGCAGGAUGAGCGGGAGGGGGGGGUUAUAGAAUAUGAUAAGGUGAUGGAGGUGGAGAAGAAAGGGGAGGUUGUUGGGGACCCUGAGUAA